This is a messenger RNA of Aaosphaeria arxii CBS 175.79, 450 nucleotides long. RefSeq lists its product as uncharacterized. The transcript has a single exon. The record is from RefSeq and is a predicted model, not a curated record. Bases 126 to 386 code for a protein of 86 amino acids. Lineage: Eukaryota; Fungi; Ascomycota; Dothideomycetes; Pleosporales.
GAGGAUUUGGCGUGGUGUUGAGGUUUGCAUAUAUCUAAGAAGGUAAGGACAUUAUUGGGCAAAAUGGGUAUCUUCAAAAGUAGAGAGGUGAAAAAGACGGCUUCCAUAUUGUGACAAUAUCAUUGAUGGUGAUGAUGCAGGAAUAUUCAUUACUAGCGGCCGUUGAUCCUGUCCUCCCCUCCCUCUCUGUCUGCCUGCCUGUCUGUCUUCUCAGAAUCAUUAAAAUAGUUACAAGAUGGGGGACCUCCCCCACGUCCUAUCAUAGGUUCUCAAUUAGGGAUGAAGAUGUUGACCUCGUUCUGUUGUCUCUUCUCCAGAUACUACUUGCUACUGUUUACUUCCACGUUCACUCUCGUGAUUCAGAUGCAUGGCAUUCUGCUUGUUGACGCCUCGUGUCGUUACUCAUAUACCGCGGUAUCCACACGCGUCAGAGGGACGCUCAUCGCUAGC